Argiope bruennichi is the source of this 797-nucleotide messenger RNA. Its product is annotated as 40S ribosomal protein S12, mitochondrial-like. Gene Ontology annotation, molecular function: structural constituent of ribosome. Gene Ontology annotation, biological process: translation. Gene Ontology annotation, cellular component: small ribosomal subunit; ribosome. The transcript has 4 exons. Bases 129 to 734 code for a protein of 201 amino acids. Lineage: Eukaryota; Metazoa; Arthropoda; Arachnida; Araneae; Araneidae. The record is from RefSeq and is a predicted model, not a curated record.
CAUAAUUUAACUGCAACUUUCGUUCAGACCGAUAAAGGUAAACAAUAAAAUUUAAUAAGCCUAUGAUUUGACUGUGAUGGAAUAGUAAACUGAAAAAAGGAAACAGAAUUCUUUAUAAGAAUUUUAAGAUGGCCAAUAUGCUGAAAUUUUGCAGAUCUGUAUAUGGUAUUACUAGCAACAUUGCAGGAAUCACAAAAUAUGCAGUACAUAAUAUUUCAAGAAACAGUACAUUUCCAAUCUUCAACAUCUCCCAGUUUUCUACAGCAUUUAACACUUUUAAACCAAAUUUUAGCAUUAUGAACAAUCUUUUGAAACCAACUAACACUUGUAAUCAAAUACAGCAACAAAGAAAUUACCGAAGAAAAUUCGAGUAUAAGACAUUCAGUGAGGAUGUACAGUUGUAUCUCAUUCAUAAGGCAGAACCCAAAAAAAUACACAAAAGAAAACAUCCUUUGGAUAGCAGACCACAAAUGAAAGGUGUUGUUUUGAAGACUUUAGUAAAGAAGCCCAAAAAACCCAAUUCAGCUAAUAGGAAAUGUGUCCUGGUUCGUUUAUCUAAUGGCAAAGAAGCAGUUGCAUAUGUUCCAGGUGAGGGACACAAUUUGCAGGAACAUAAUACUGUCCUGGUAAGAUUUGGGCGUGUUAAGGAUGUACCAGGAUUAAGACUCAAAGUCAUUCGUGGAAAAUACGAUUGUGGUCAUGUUGUGAAAAAAGGAAGUACAGUGCGUAUUUAAUUGUAUGAAUAUGUUAAGUGUGAUAGUGCAUAGAAUAAAUGAGAUUCAUUAUUUCUGUUUUAA